This is a messenger RNA of Dunckerocampus dactyliophorus (ringed pipefish), 6889 nucleotides long. It is a transcript of the gene plekhg5b, whose product is annotated as pleckstrin homology domain containing, family G (with RhoGef domain) member 5b. Gene Ontology annotation, biological process: Rho protein signal transduction; endothelial cell migration. The transcript is spliced from 21 exons. The record is from RefSeq and is a predicted model, not a curated record. NCBI's taxonomy places the organism in Eukaryota, Metazoa, Chordata, Actinopteri, Syngnathiformes, Syngnathidae. Gene Ontology annotation, molecular function: guanyl-nucleotide exchange factor activity. Gene Ontology annotation, cellular component: endocytic vesicle; plasma membrane; axon. The coding region runs from base 416 to 3694 and encodes 1092 amino acids.
AUGAAUGGAGGCGGUCUGCUUUGGAGGGCACAGACACAAAAAGGAGAAGCACUUAGGUUAAAAGGUCUCUCGGGCUGCUUAAAAACACCACGCAAGACGAGGACGUUUGCGUCUCUUUUUUCAUCCUGAAACAUACACCGCUAUCAUCACGCCCGACAACCUUAACGGCUUUCCGCGGAGGAGAAAAGUUGAUCAACAAGUUCUUCCAAUGUUCGCCUUGUCGUGGCGGCUUUUGUGAGGUGAGACUGGGACACGUCCCGGCGAAGGACAAUGCAGGACAGCCGUGGACAGGACUGCUAAGCAAACAUCGCCGGCUCAUUAGCAAGUAGCAUCGGCACGCCAGCCUGCUGGGAUUUACCGGCGUUGGCGCCUUCGUCCACCCGUCACCGGCAGAAGUGAAGGACUGCAUGCCUCGAUGGUUCCGAACAAGUGGAGCAUGAAUUCUGUCCUGCACAAGUCGCCACCUCGGAGCUGGCUGGGACUCAAAUUGAGACUCAAUGACAAGCCCGUCCAGGAGGAGGACUGGGUGGUGUGCCAGCAUCCCGAGUGUCCCGACCGCCACAGGGCCUCAAAGGUGUGCCAUCACCCCGACUGCCAAGGCCUGAAUAGCAAGACCCCCCUCCACCUGUGUGAGUCAUGUGACUCUCGCUGCCACUCUGAGAACAACAUGCACUUUGACCGCCACCCCCGCUUUGACCUUCAACCCCAAGCUUCCAUCCUGGCUCGGAACGUGUCCACACGAUCCUGCCCCCCGCGCACCAGCCCCCCCUCCGACCUGGAGGAAGAGGACGAGGGGAGCAGUGAGCGCGGGGAGAAGAAAGCAGGGGGGAUGAAGUUGGCCAAGAAGAAGGCACGCAGGCGACACACUGAUGACCCCAGCAAGGAGUGCUUCAGCCUCAAGUUUGACCUCAACGUAGACAUCAACACAGAAAUAGUCCCUGCUGUGAAAAAGAAAACACUGCGAGAGGUUUUGGGUCCAGUGUUUGAGAGAAACGGCAUCGAGCUGUCCCGGGUGGACCUGUUCCUGGACCAGUCCAACACGCCCCUGUCGCUGAACUUUGAAGCCUACAGAUUUGGCGGCCACUACCUCAAGGUCAAAGCGCGGCCUGGCGACGAGCUGAAGGUGGAGCAGGGCGUGAAGGACAUGAGGUCUCUCAGCCUCCCCAACAUGAAGCCCUCAGGAAGUCCUUACAUCGUCACACCGGCCACCGAGAGGGCAGAGCACGGAUCUUUGGGACGCCGCGAGGGCUUGGACCCGCUGGGUCAGUCCCGGCGGAGGAAGAACAUGACGGAGUUUCUGGGGGAGACCAACAUUCCCAGCCCGGACACGCUGGGCCAGAUGAGCGGCUCUCUGCCCGGCGCCGGUCCCGACAGCUGGAAGAACCGAGCCGCCAGCCGCUUCAGUGGCUUCUUCAGCUCCAACGCCCCCGCCGCCGCCUCCUUUGGCAAGGAAGUGGACCGCCUGGAGCAGCUCCAGAGCAAGCUGCACUCGUACACGUUGUUCGGGCUGCCAAAGGUGCCGCGGCAGCUCUCCUUCCACCAGGACUCCUGGGAGGAAGAGGACGAGCAGGAGCCAGACCUGGUCCUGGAGGACAGCUGGCAGAUGUUGCUGGACAACGCUGAGACGCUGACAAGGAGACAGUUCCACCAGCAGGAGGCGAUAUGGGAGCUGCUGCACACGGAGGCUAGCUACAUCAAAAAACUCAGAGUCAUCACCGACCUGUUCCUGUGCGGCCUGCUCAACCUGCAGGAGAGUGGCCUCCUCACCGACGUGGAGCCCCCGCGCCUCUUCAGCAACGUUCAGGAGCUCGUACGCCUUCACACGGCCCUCUGGAACCAAGUCAUGCUCCCCCUGCUGGACAAGGCCAGGCAGGCCCGCACGCUGCUCGAUCCCACCGACCUCCACCAAGGCUUCAGGACGUUCGCCUCCAGGUUCAAGCCGUACAUCCGCUACUGCAUGGAGGAGGAGAGCUGCAUGGAGAACAUGCGAGCGCUUCUCAGGGACAACGACCUCUUCAGGACCUACGUGACGUGGGGCGAGACCCACAAACAGUGCAACCGUCUAAAGCUAGCAGACAUGCUGGCCAAACCUCACCAGCGACUCACCAAAUAUCCUCUCCUGCUGAAGAGCGUGCUCAAGAAGACUGAUGAGCCGUUGGCCCGUGACGUCGUCAGCGGCAUGGUGGCCACGGUGGAGAGCUUCAUCGACAGCAUCAACUCGCACAUGCGUCAGCGUCAGGAGCAGCAAAAGCUGGCCACCAUUUCCUCCCGCAUCGACUCCUACGAGGCAGUAGAGGGCAGCAGCGAGGAGGUGGAAAAGAUCCUCAAAGAGUACAACCGCUUUGACCUCAUGGCUCCCAUGAGAGGCACGUCAGCCGAGGAGACUCGACAGCUCCACCUGGAGGGCGCACUGAAGAUGAAGGAGGGCAAAGACAGCAGGAUGGACGUCUACUGCUUCCUCUUCACCGACCUGCUGCUCAUCACCAAGCCCGUCAAGAGAGUGGAGAAGGUCAAGAUCAUCCGCCAGCCACUCCUAAUCCACAACGUGGUCUGCAAGGAACUCAAAGACGCCGGUUCCUUCAUCCUCAUCUACCUCAACGAGUUCCGGAGCGCCGUGGCCGCCUACACCUUCCAAGCCAACAGCGCCCCCCAGGGGAGGAGCUGGAUGGAGGCCAUCGCCAAUGUGCAGAAUCAACUCCAGAAGCUCCGCACUGAGGAGGUGAUCAGACAGCAGAAUUCCAUCAAGACAAACACGCAGCAGGAAGACGACGAAGAAGAUGAUGAGAGCAGCAACUCCAACGCUAGUUCUCCAUGUCUGACACACAAACAGCAGCACAACCUCAGCCAGUCAGACGGUUCCACUGAGACGCUGUCCGUGAUGGAUGUGGACGAUCCGGCCGAGUCGUCUCCCAGCGAGGGACACGCAGACGUCUCGGUCCUGUCAGAGAGGUCGGAGGCAGAGCUUCCCUCGGGUCUCCACAGGACGUCCUCGGGCGUUUACGCUGAUCCCGACCAGGAGGCGGAGCCAGACAGCUCGGAGAUGGACCCUCAGUGUCGCUCUCUGUCCAUGGACAGCGCCUACGGGACGCUCUCCCCCGAGUCCCUCCUCAGAGAACUUCAGCCUCAGCAAAGUGAAGGAGAGGGCACGGAGGACGACGAGGAAGAGCGGGAGGAGGAAGAGGAGGAGGACGGCGCCUCGUUGGGCUCGCAGCUGUCCGUGGUCCAGUCGUGUAAACCUCGCAGGCGGCCUCACGUGACGUCCCGACUCCACUGCCUCCAGAAGCUGUCCACUCUCGCCUUGUCUCGCUCCGAGGACAACCUCCUGCAGCGCCUCCACGCCAAAGCGCCCACGUCCUUCAUGGCGUGUGACCACGGCCACUCUCAGGACAAGGACAUGCCCCCGCUGUGCCACAGCAAGAGCCUGUCGGAGCUUGGAAGCAAAGCGGCCGGUGUCAACGCCCAAAGCAGCAGCAGCAGCAGCGGCAGCGUCGGCGGUGGUUCUGACAGGGAUGCUGCGCUCUCUGGCAGCGUCCGGAGAAAGCACGAGCCUGCAACCAGCGCCGAUUCGGGCGAAACGUCGCCCAAAUCAACUAAAUCGACGCCUCAGCAGCACAAGAAGCUGACGCAAGCGCAGCUCUAUCGAAUACGCACCACUCUGGUCCUCAACUCCACGCUCACUGCAUCGGAGGUGUAACCACGGCAACCCACUUGAGACCACUGCACUCUCUCUCUUUGAGACGCCGCCGCCAUUCGGGAAGCCCACGUGCACGCUCGCCAUCGUUGCGCACGCCAACAACGGGAGGAGGCCCGGAGGAGAGACUCUCACUGCUUGCACUUUGCAGAGAACGUAGCACCUCAAGGGGGAGCCGCUGGGAGGAGGAGCUGCCUCUUUUUUUUUUCCUUUUUUGGGGAUGGGGCGGAGGUUUGGGGCACGGACAGGCGGGGCCAUGACUUUAAUUUUCUCCAACAAGGCGAAAGAUGAUUGCACAUUUGUUUAAAAAAAGGAAAAAGAAGAAUCGCUAAGGAGACAGUCACAUGGUGCGCGCGCGCGCGCGCGCGUGUGUGUUUGUGUGUGUGUGUGUGUGUGUGUGUGUGUGUGUGUGUGCGCGCGAGUGCUUACGGGGACCACCCAACCAACCAAAGACGAGUCCAUCAGGUUUUCCACCUGUUUUAUUCAUUUUUGAUUGAUUUCCUGUUGAGUGAGGCCCAGCGAAGAGGCGUGGCCAUUAAGGGUGGGCGGGGUCAUAAACACAUGUGACUUUAAAGGCUUCCCUGCACUACAAUGUAUAAAAAAAAAAGCAGACAAAUGACGGUGGCUUGGCUGCGUCUCAUCUUGCUGGUUUUGGCUUUUUUGUAGCAUGAAGGCGACUUUGAACGACUUUUGUGAAAAUAUUACAAAUAUUCCAAACAAAAUACUUUAACACCAAAUAGUCUGUUUACAUUAUUUCAGGUUUGUUUUUGUUUUGUUUUCUUGCUCAUGUCUACUAUUUAUUGUAUACAAUAGAGUAUUAGGGCUUCACCAAAGUCAAAGAAAUUCUUAAGCCAGAAUUGUACGAGAAAAUUGUCUGCAUAUUACGCAAAUAAGUGAAAUUUUAUGCAAAUAAAAAAAAUAUAUAUUUUGGCAACAAAAAAAAGUGAAGUAUAAAUUUGUAAUAUCAAACGAAAAAGAAGAUUGUGAUAUUAAGAGUAUAAAGUUGUAAAAGUAAAGGGGAAAAACAUGAAAAUGUUAGGAAAAGUCGUCAUUUUACGCAAAAGUCUGAAUUUUCCCCCCAUUUUCCCCCAAAGUGUCAUAAUAAAUAUGAAAUAUUUGUUCUUCUUCUGUUCUGUUUGAAAAAAAACUGCCAAAAAUUCCAACUUGAUUUUUCUAACUGUUCAACUAUGGUCACAUAACAUUACGGCUUUAUUCUCAUCACCUUACAACUUUGUCAUUAUUCUCGUCAUGUUUUGACUUUUAUAUUAUUAUAUAUAUUAUUUAUAUUAUAUUAUUUGAUACUUUUAUAUUACGACUUUUUCGCUGAACAUGACAACUUUAUUCUCGGAAUCUUGUGAUGUUACGACGUUAUUCCCGUAAGAUGACGAUUUUAUUCUCACAACAUUACGACUUUAUCGUUGGAACUCGAUGACUUUAUUGUCUUAACAUGGCGACUGUGCACUCGUAAUGUUUUGACUUUAGUUUUGUGACAUUACGACUUCUUCUUGUAAAGUUACAAUUUUAUUAUUUCAAGUUUGAUCUCGUAAUGUUAGAAUGUAAGAAUAAAGACGUAACAUAACUUUGUGUUAACUUUACGUAACUGACUUUGUUUUCAUAACUUCAGACUUUAUUGUCGUUAUUCUCGGAAUGUUUUGACUUUUUUGCAGAACAUUACAGCUUUAUUCUUGCUCGUAAUAAAUACCACCUUAUUCUCGUAACAUUACAACUUUAUUCUCGUAACUAACACUUUAUCGUUGGAACUUUAAUCUCUUAACAUGGCGACUGUGUUCUGAUAAGGUUUUGACUUUAAUUUUGCAACAUUACAACUUUUUCUUGUAAGAUUACAAUUUCAUUCUCGUAAUAUUUCAACUUUGAUCUCGUAACGUUACGACUUUAUUCUUGUAACGUUAGGACUUCAUGGUAACUUUACGACUCUUAUUGUCGCAGCUUAAUGACUUUAUUCUCGCAACUUUGCGCCUGUUUUCCGCUCAUGUUUUGACUUCAAUUUUGUAACAUUACGACUUUCUAGUAAAAUUACAAUUUUAUUCUCGGAACAUUUCAAGUUUGAUCUCGUAAUGUUACGACUUUAUUCCCAUGAUAUGAAUUUCUUUUCUUAACAUAACUUUUUUGCUACGACUUUAUUGUCUUCAUGUUUUGACUUUAAUUUUGUAUUAUUACGACUUUUCUUGUGACAUUCCGAGUAUUCUUGUCAUGUUUCAACCGCAAUCGCGCAAUAUUAUGACUUCAUUCAACGUUGCAACUUUGUCAUCACGUUCCGACUCUCUCUACUCUGACAUUGUAACAUUGCAAAUUUAUUCUCGUAAUGUUUUGAAUUUAAUUUUGCAACUUUACAACUUUUUCUUGUAAGAUAACAAUUUUAUUCUCGUAAUAUUUCAACUUUGAUCUCGAAAUGUUACGACUUUAUUCUUGUAACAUUAGGACUUCAUGGUAACAUUACGACUCUUACUGUCACAGCUUUUUGACUUUAUUUGCCUUUUUCCAUCAUAUUUAGGCUUUAGUUGACUAAUAUUAUGACUUUUUCAUGCAACCUUACGACUUUAUGCUCAUAAUGUUUCAACUUUGAUCUCGGAACAUUACGACUUUAUUGUCACGAUACGAAUUUCUUCUCGUAACAUUACAACUUUUUUGCUACGACGAUUUUAUUCUCGUAAUGUUUUGACAAUUUUGUAAAAUGACGACUUUUUCUUGCAACAUCACCGCUUUAUUUUCGUAAUGUUAGGACUUACGACAUUUUUUUCUCGUACCUUUACCAUUUUUGACGUUUGAUUGUGUCCCUACUAUUUCUUUGUCAUGUUGCCUGUUGUAUGUUUGUGUAUAAAUAUAAAUAAGAUGAUGUUGAUAUUGUGUGCUACCAAUGUUUGUACAUUUUGUUUUUGUUGACUUAGUCUUAAGAUGUUGGUUUUUUUGGGGGGGGAGAGAAUGAGUUCAAAAAAAGGAAAAAAAAUCCUGCAAAAGUGCGUCAGGAUAUGAAAAUUCCUGCUUGAACGAUUUAAUCCGCCCUGAUGGAGUCAUUAAAAGGUUUUAGACAACAGGUGGCCAAAAAAAUGACAAAAAUAAACGUAAGUGACGUCAGGUCAGCGCUAAGUGCGCCACAAUGGACAUGACCUGCGACCCUUCUUUUUUUUUUUUUUUUUUAGCUGCAACCCAUGACAGUAGUUAUUUCAUUUUAGUCAUUUC